AUGACUACUGAGGAUAGCGCUGCCCCUCAACUUCAUAAAUGUGGCCCACAACCUGAGAAUACGGGUCCGUUUAGGACAACAUUGAUGUUCGGUAUUACUGAAGGCGUCGGAUCCUUAAAUAUAUGUUUGGAUGUGUUAAAAGCUUUGAAUGUCAGCUUGUCUAGGAUCGAGAGUCGGCCAAGUAAAAGUCCUGGGUGGGACUAUGAGUUCUUUGUCGAUUUCGACGCUGAGGAUUCUGAACAGCUCUCUCAUAUCAUGAAAGAACUUGGGAAAGUUGCUAAACAAGUUAAAGCUGUUAGCAAAAAGAACACGGUGGCUACUGAAGAGCAAAUUCCAUGGUUUCCUCGUAAAAAGACUGAUCUCGAUACUUUUGCCGAUAAAGUUCUCGAAAUGGGCGAAGAGCUUCAAUCAGACCAUCCUGGAGCAAAUGAUUCGGUCUAUCGUGCUCGACGAAAAGAAAUAACUGAAAUAGCUAAAACCUACCGCAGCGGCCAGCCGAUUCCUGAAAUCGCUUAUACUGAAGUUGAAAUCAAAACAUGGGCCGCCGUGUUUGAAAACCUCGUUAGGUUGUUUCCAACUCAUGCCUGCAGAGAACAUCAGUACAUAUUCCCGUUGUUAGUUGAGAAUUGUGGCUAUAAUGCGAACAAUAUACCGCAAUUGGAAACCGUGUCAAGGUUUCUAAAAGAUUGUACCGGUUUUACUCUCCGCCCAGUGAUGGGUUUACUCACCUCGAGAGAUUUCUUAAACGGAUUGGCAUUUCGAGUUUUUCAUUCUACACAAUAUAUAAGACAUCAUUCUAAGCCUUUGUAUACACCCGAACCAGAUGUUUGUCAUGAGCUCCUUGGGCAUGUUCCCUUGUUUUGUGACCCAGAUUUUGCUGAUUUUUCUCAGGAAAUUGGUUUAGCAUCCUUAGGGGCAAGUGAUAGCGAUAUCGAGAAGCUUGCGACAAUUUAUUGGUUCACAGUAGAAUUCGGUCUCUGCCAACAGGGAAAUGAAAUCAGGGCGUAUGGAGCAGGGUUGUUAUCGUCGUUUGGAGAACUCGAGUACGCUUUGACAUCCGAACCUGAAAAACGCGUAUUCGAUCCAAACGCAGCCGCACUUCAAAAAUACCCUAUAACGCAGUACCAGCCCAUCUAUUACGUUGCCGAAUCUUUCAAGGAUGCUCAAGCUAAAGUGCGUGAAUUUGCCAAAACUCUAAAUCGGCCAUUCUCUGUAAAAUAUAAUCCUUAUACAGAGAGUAUUGAGGUGUUGGACAAUAAAGAGAAAAUCGUGAGAUACGUUCAGAAUAUUAAAAGCGAUUUGACUAAUUUUGUUGAUGCUCUUGAGAAGUUGAGGUAA
Messenger RNA from Paraglomus occultum, 1338 nucleotides. The record is from the annotation of a GenBank genome assembly. NCBI's taxonomy places the organism in Eukaryota, Fungi, Glomeromycota, Glomeromycetes, Paraglomerales, Paraglomeraceae.